GCUGGUCUCGCGAAAGGAAGCCGGCGCUGCCCGGGGUGAGAAGCGCGCCGCGGCUCCGGCCCCCUCAGUUCCCGGGCGCCUCUCCAGCCGGCUGCCCCACACAGCUCCGGGGAAGGAAAAACCCCCAGCCCCGAACGCGAGGGAGGCCGGCCGGCCGGCUUGCGGGGAGGCGAGAGCAGCGGAGGCGCCCGGCGUCGCCCAGCUUCAGCCGCCCUUCUCAGGCGUUGCCUUGAUUACGGGAGCAGACAACCAAACCCCCAGGCGAACUCCGCCGGCGAGCCCUGGGCGAGAGGCAGGGCUCGCCAGCCACCAUGGCAGCGCGUUGCUGCAGCGCGGCAGGAGCCCCGGAGCUCGGCAGGAGCUCGGCUGGACCGCGGCGCUAGGGAGGGAGGGACCGGGUGGCCGUCGGGUCGGGCCCGAAGACGACCAGCGGCGGCUUCCCUCCUUCGCUGCCUCUCGCCGCCCUUUCCGAACCAGCCAGCAGCUCAGCCCCGGCCAGGACUCUUGCGAAAGAACCACCGAAGCCGGCGCUCGCUUGGAACCGAGGGGACGGGCUGCCGGGAAGCGGGAGAUUGCCAGGGGCUGUUGGCGGUGGGGACGACGACUUUGAUUUCCAGGCAGAUUUACCCCUUGGAUGCGAUUCCUUAAAGGGCUGAUCCAGAUAGAAAAAGCCACUCCUCUCGCAUUCCUGAGUGGGCAAGGCUGGGAGAGCUCAGUGGACCGAUCCAGAUGGCCAGACACAAGGAAGGGAUGCUUAUUUACCACUGACUACGGGUUGUGGCCGAUGACAGACAUCUCUGCUUCGCUUGGCACCAUAUUGAUUGAAGGGGAAGCUUCAGAAUUCCUGGUCAUUUUGCCUCCCGCUGGUCCACAGGAGAAGUGAAUGAGCGCUCAGGAUCCUUUGCUUCAGGGGAAGAAGUGCCCCUCCCCUCCCCCCAGAGUUUGAUGGCUCUCCAUCUGCGUGUAUGUGAUCACUGAAAGGAGUCACUGUCCUGUGACAGUUGCCCAGGAGCUGGGCUGAUUGGGUGCCAGGUUGAAGGGCUUUGCCUCUCAGUAAAGAUGCCCAUGGUGUUUCUGUGAAGCUAAGGUAUGGCUGCCGGAAGGUUAUUGCUCUAUGCUGGUCUCUCCUUAGCAUUGUGUGCUUUGGGCAUGCUGGCUGUGGCCAUCUGCUCCGACCAUUGGUAUGAAACUGAUGCCAGGAAGCACCGGGAACGGUGCAAAAGCUUCACCACCCGGAGGAAUGACCCUGGUUUCAUUUAUAAUUCUAACAAUAACCUGCCCCUCAGAGCCAGCAGGUCUAGGCUGGACCGCUGGGAAGGGAAACUUCUCUUGGCAAGAAAUAGGAGGCAGCUCUUUGCCAUGAGUGCCGUUGACGAGUGCAACAGACAGUACAACUCUACUAACAUGGGGCUCUGGAGAAAAUGCCACCGUCUGGGAUUUGACCAGGACCUGGAGGAACUCAUUGCUAAAGGAGCAAUUGACCAGUGUUCAUACAUCAAGUACCACUAUUCCUCAGCAACCAUUCCUAAGAACCUCACCUACAAUAUCACUAAAACCAUCCGCCAGGAUGAAUGGCACGCCCUGCACUUACGCAGAAUGACAGCUGGUUUCAUGGGCAUGGCUGUAGCCAUCAUCCUCUUUGGGUGGAUCAUCGGGGUGCUGGGCUGCUGCUGGGAUCGAGGCCUUAUGCAGUAUGUGGCAGGACUUCUCUUCCUCAUGGGAGGAACCUUCUGCAUCAUUUCACUGUGCACAUGUGUGGCUGGAAUCAACUUCGAGCUCUCCCGAUAUCCCCGAUACCUGUACGGACUUCCCGAUGACAUCAGCCACGGCUAUGGCUGGUCAAUGUUUUGUGCGUGGGGGGGCCUCGGUCUCACCCUGAUUUCUGGCUUCUUCUGCACCUUGGCCCCUUCCGUCCAACCUGUCCCCAGGACCAACUGCCCCAAAUCAAGACCUGAGAAUGGGACAGUGUGCUAAAACAGAUACAAACACCUCUCUCAAUAUACAUAUAUAAAUAUAUAUAUAUACAUAAACAAAUAUUAUAUAUAGAUCUCAAACGGAUGCCAGUGCCAAGGCAGAGUGGAGUUCAAUAGGGCGCCUAUAACUCCACAGACUUCAUGCCGCUGUUGCUCUUUCUCCUGAAGGUGGGAAUAGCUUUUCUGCAACAUCGCUCUUCCAUCUAGUUCUUAAAAAUCUUCAGCAUCCCAAUUCAAAGGUCAAGUGAACAUAUCGUUGCAUCUGUCUACUGCCAGUUGGGUAGGAUGGGAUAGGGUGGGAGGGAAAGGAUGUCUUGGUGUAUGUGAUACUGAGUCUGUACAGGAAGCUUUAAAAAAAACUUGUCUGUUUCAAAUUGGGGAAAUACAAGCAAUGAGCCAAGUAAAACAAAAUCAAACCUUUUUUGAGUUACCUGUCUAAACGUAAUCUCCUCCAGGUCAUCUUCAGAAUCUCCCUUUCUGCACACUAUUCUUGGUUUUUUAAAAAUCUUGCCUGUUAUUUUUCCCUGCCCCAUCAACAAGAGAAAACAAAGUAGAACAUUCAAAUACUUGUUUCCUCCCCUUUCCUUGCCAAACUUUAAAUGACACCAAGAAAUCAAGGAUCUUACAGAACAAAUGAGGACACUUCAGUGGAUGCUGCUCUUUUCGACUCCCCGCUGCCUUACAUCCAGGCUUAAAGAUGAGGCUGAACUUCUAGCCAAAAUGCAGGAGGAAGCCUCACUGAAAUGCUGUGAUAUCUGUGCGUACAACUCUCCCUCCCUCAAUUUUUUAAAACAAGAAAACAAAUCCACUCUCUGCAGACCAUCUACCAAACCAUCCUCGCUGUGUUCGUGACCCAAAAACUAAGGCACCAAGACUGUGGAUAUAUGAACGAGGGAAGGCGUUUGUUUGGAGAUGUCUGGAUGGGGAUGAGUCUGCCUGACACAGAACAACAGGAAAUUCCACACAUUGGGCAGAAGGCAUUCUGGGUAAUGGGGCUGCAGAGGGAGAGAGCCUUUGGGGGUUGGUUGCUUUUGGGGAGGAUUACACAGCAAUGGAUUCUGAUAGGGAUUUUCUGCUGCUGUUGCUUUGUCAGUGAAAGACAACAUGGAGAAAGCCUUGCAGAGGAGAGAGGAGGAAUUCUGAGUGAACAUAGUUAAUGAAAGAUACUAAGAGGUGCCUCUUUGUUGUGUCCAUGUCAAUGUACACCAGAAUAAGAUAUCUCAAACUUGGUCAUCAGAAGGUACCUUGGCUCAUUGGAUAGCUCCUUGUGUUUGCAAGAAAAUCAUCUAUACAUGUAGAGCAGAGUUGGAGGCAGACAAUGAAAAUCCAUUCUUCAUCACCUCAAAGCGUGUGGUGGUUGUGACUCUCUCGCUCCCCCACCCCACCCUCCUAUGCUGCCUUUUCGAUUUCCCCUUUCCUCCAUUUUGUCAUUCCACUCCCCCUCUUUCUCCUUGAUGCCAAGUUCCGCUCAUUUUUCAUACCAAGAUCUUCUGAUUGCUAAUUUUCUGAAUAAUGGUCAGAUACAUAACCUAAGGAGCAGUACAUCAACCCAGGGGGAAAAUGAUCUAUGGUUUGAAUGGUUCUUUUCUGGGAUACCACUUUGGUUAGGAGAACAAUAGGAAUGCCAGCAGAUUGGGCAUGCUCAGCAGUUGUCACUAAAGGAUGGGCAUCAGAGAGCACCACUGAUGUGCCAUUUACAGAUAGAUUUCUAAGGAACAGGAGAAUACAUAUAUUCAAUCUGAUGAGGAGAUCUUGACUCUCAAAAACUUAUUCCCAGAAAAAUCUUGUUGGUUGCUAAGGUGCUACUGGAUUCGAACCUUGCACAUUCACAAUCCUUGUUCAUUUCAAGUAGAAUAAAUAGCCACUGGAGAACAUGGUGGUGGUGGGAAGUGCCCUCAAGUAAUAGCUGGUGGGGGUUUCAAGGCAAGAGACUAACAGAGGUGAUUUGCCAUUGCCUGCUUCUGCAACCCUGGUCUUCUUUGGAGGUCUCCCAUCCAAUUACUAACCAUGGCUGCCUGUGCUUAGCUGCUGAGAUCUGAUGAGAUCGGGCUUUCCUGGGCUACCCAGUCAGAGCACUGGAGACCAUCCCUCCUUCCAAAUCCAUAGCAAAGGUGUAUAGUAUAUUAACCAGCUCUCCCACCUCAAGUGUUUCGAACCAAUUAACAAAUAAUCAUCCUGAUGUCAGCUUCCUUCAGGUUUAUCUAAAUAUGCAUGUAGAUCACAUGUAUUAUGGGACUGUGCCAGUUCAAACUGGAAGUGGAAGAAUCCCAUAUUUGCUUCUCUGUAUCAAAAUCUUGAAUUAGGAGAGCCAGCUUAAGUUGUUGACCACUUAUUUUUUGUUUUCUUCAAUAAGAAAUGCUCCCAUGCAAUUGAAUGAAUAUCUCACCUCUCCACCCAGGUUAUCAUUUAAUCCAUUCUUACCAACCCAAAUCUUUCCCAGCAAGUGUGGCUAAUUCCAAUGAUACCAGGUAAUAAAAGAAGGUACUGAGAUGGAAAUGUCUCUAUUAUAUCAUUUUUGGAGAUUGCAGGGACGAGGAAUCCACAUACACACACAUACCAGCUGAUAAUUCAGUCAAGGGAAAAAAACAGUUCUAAGUAAAAUUCUUUAGCAGAAAUGUGAUUUAGCUUCUGUGUAUGGCCCUAAGCUGUGAAAACCCUCUUCUGUUCCUUUCCAUUCCUUCGUAUAUGCACGACUUUUAUGUGCAUCCAAGCCCACAUAGGGACUUGGACUGGGAUGUUUAUCUACUCUGGAGACAACUGAACUGAUACUAAACCAGGGCUUUUUUUCAGCUGGAAUGCGGUGGAACGGAG
This is a messenger RNA of Eublepharis macularius, 4784 nucleotides long. RefSeq names its product transmembrane protein 178B (gene TMEM178B). Gene Ontology annotation, cellular component: membrane. The record is from RefSeq and is a predicted model, not a curated record. The coding region runs from base 1090 to 1974 and encodes 294 amino acids. NCBI's taxonomy places the organism in Eukaryota, Metazoa, Chordata, Lepidosauria, Squamata, Eublepharidae. The transcript is spliced from 4 exons.